AUGUUUGAAGGGAGCAAAAGACGAAAGUUGAUUUCCGAACUGCUGACGGUGGCUCCUUCUAACUGCAGCGCCCCCCGGUGGGCGAGUUCUCUUUUUUCUUCUUCUUCCAGGAUGUUGAAGUUUUCAUUUCAAGCCAAUGGCUGGGGUGCAGAAAUUGCCAACAAACUAGCAAGAAAGUGUGAUGUUGUAAACAGAGGACUGUCUGGCUACAACUCCAGAUGGGCUAAGAUAGUUCUUCCUCGCCUCAUCAACAGCCCAAACUCAGCAGACAACAUAGCUGCUGUCACUGUCUUCUUUGGAGCCAACGACUGUGCACUGGAAGAUAAAAACCCCCAACAGCACGUCCCUCUGCAGGAGUAUUCAGAGAACCUAAAGGAGAUCACCAGGCUUCUGGCUUCAGCUGGAGUGUCAGCAGACAGAGUUAUCUUCAUCACCCCUCCACCUGUUCAUGAGCCGGCCUGGGAGAAGGAGUGCAUUCUGAAAGGAUGUCCACUCAAUCGCCACAACUCUGCAGUGGGGCAGUAUGCCCAGGCAUGUGUCCAGACUGCCAGUCAGUGUGGUACAGACGUCCUGGACCUCUGGACGCUCAUGCAGAAAGAUGGACAGGACUACACAGUCUAUCUGUCUGACGGGCUGCAUCUCUCACAGAAGGGAAACCAGUUUGUGUCACAGCACCUGUGGGAGCUGCUGGAGAGUCGGGUGGCUGAUCUGCCCUUCAUCCUGCCUUACUGGGGAGACGUGGACCCCAAGAGUCCCGAGAGCAGCCUCCUCUAACCAGUGAAGGAGAGGACGUUGGCUUUGAAAAAUAUUUUCAAGAUCCUACAGUGCUGCAUAUUCGGUGAAACACAAAACACUGACCAGCACUCCUUUGUUGCACUUGUUGGAAAUGCCCAGGUGAAUGAAUAAAGCAGCUGUGAUUUGCCACUAU
Perca fluviatilis (European perch) is the source of this 928-nucleotide messenger RNA. RefSeq names its product isoamyl acetate hydrolyzing esterase 1 (putative) (gene iah1). The transcript has 6 exons. The coding region runs from base 1 to 774 and encodes 257 amino acids. The record is from RefSeq and is a predicted model, not a curated record. Lineage: Eukaryota; Metazoa; Chordata; Actinopteri; Perciformes; Percidae. Gene Ontology annotation, molecular function: hydrolase activity, acting on ester bonds.